AUUCACAGCUGAUUUCCUAGCUCCUUUUUGUGUGUUUGUGUGUGCGUGUGUGUCAGUUUCUAGCAGGGAGAUUAGGAUGCCUCUCCGCUGUCCCCGCCCGGGCUGCUACCUUUGCUGAAGUUCCCUAGGGCAGGAGAAGGGGAAGGCGCAAGAACCCAACCGGCCAGCCCAGCCCAGCCCGGAUCCCCCUGGCUUCUCCUUUUCCAGCGCAGGCACCCCGCGCUCACAAAAGGCAGAGCCAAGCCCCACGGACACGCCAAGAGAAAGGAGGCGCAAGGAGGCGCCCGCGGGAGCCACCUUCACCUGGAGCCAUGGCGCAAGCGGCGCCGCUCAACAUCCUGGAGGCGAACUGUCCCAUCCAGGUGGAGCACGACCGCAAGAGGAGGCAGUUCACCGUCCGGCUGAACGGUUGCCAUGACAAAGCUGUCUUGCUGUAUGAAUAUGUGGGGAAGAGAAUCGUGGACCUGCAGCAUACAGAAGUCCCUGAUGCCUACCGAGGGAGAGGAAUCGCUAAACAUCUGGCAAAGGCAGCCUUGGAUUUUGUGGUGGAAGAGGACUUGAAAGCUCACCUGACAUGUUGGUACAUCCAGAAAUACGUCAAGGAGAACCCGCUGCCUCAGUAUCUGGAACGCUUGCAGUCUUAACGGAGGAAAACAUCGUAGAGCCCCGAUGGCUCGGACACUCGAUAGCUUGUCCCCUGACUUUCCAACAACAGCCUUUGUUAUUGCGCUGGUUCUGGGUCCCCAAUUGUGUGGCCCUUGCUCAAAAUUAUUAUUUUUCGUAAGGACGCAGUGUGCGGCCGACUGCUUGGUGCUUCCACCCGCCUCUGGUUCUUCCAGUGCUUUUUGGCUGACCUGGGAUUGAAUUGUUUCCUCUGGCCCUCUCCUUGGAAGAAACUUUCAGGUGUAAGAAAGGCAGUAGUGGUCGGAGAGCUGAGUUCCUUCUGUGCAGCCGUCGAUGACGGGAUUGCCGUCUUUUGUUCUUCCUCUCAAAGGAAUGAAGCAUUUAGGAAUGCCAUCUGAGAAAUUUGGCAUCAAUGAACUUGUCAGCGCCAAACACAGCUGGAAGAGUCUGGAUGCCACACUUGUGAGGGAGCGGAGAUGGCUUUUUGAUAUCUGGGCAGCUCCUGAGCCACAUAUUAAUAUAGUAAGAAGGAGAUAAUUCUAACUGAAUAGAAUAAACCUGGGGGGGGAGGGACCUGGGGGGAAAAUGCGUUUCAGUGCCAUCUGCGUGGUGUUUUGGAGGAGGUAUCAUCUGGACCUGCCUCUAGUGGCACAAAAGAGGCCACAGUUCUUGUUCUCUGCCCUAGUCCCAGUCGCUGCCUGACAGAGGUGAAAAAGGGGCGGUGGUUUAAUAUGUUUAUCCAGUUGGGUGGAAAACGUAAAUGCUACUGCGCAUCUGAGAAGGAAAAGAAUCUGGUGCUGUCUGUGUUAGGGAGCUUGGUUUUGGUGGGAUCCCCAUGUUCUUAUCAAGUGGAGGAUAUGGUUUGUUGUUGGGGAGAAGCAAUAACAGACCCAAGAGUUGGGAUGGGGGUUGGGGAUGGAAGGAAGGAAAUGGUGAAGGCAAACUUUGAGGGAAACAAAUUCUGGGCACUGAGCAAUAGGAAAGCCUGAUGUUCUUGAGAACCACUUCUUGGGUCUCAAAGGGAAAUGGGCUGAGGGGAAGGGGGACUACAACACUAGGAACCACACAUUAUAAGCUGCCCCCUCCCACAGGGUAACCGGUUGUCUCAACUCAGCUGGGUCUUCUGACUCUUCAAGGGUAUUCUUGUGUGAUUUAACCCAAUCUUCACUCCUAGUGCAUGGGUGUGUGUGUCAUGUCUCCUGUGGAUACAGUCUUACUCCAGACCAGCCUUUCUGCCCACCGCCCCGCCCCCCCAGACCCAUUUCUUAGAAUGCUGUCCCUUGAAUGAGGCUGAUAAGCAGAAAUGAUGAGACUUCGGAGAGACCCUGAUUGUUCUGCAAACCAUGCUAGGCCCAGCUUACCAUGGUGAUUGCAAAGUGGGGUGGGUGCUACGGUGGCUCUGGACAUGUCAAAUCACUGCUUCCUCUCCCCACCCUGGAUCCAUGCCUUUGGGAGGUUUGGUCGAACACUGAGUAGACUAGGUCCUCAGUCGAGAUGCCCACAUUGAUGGGAAGGUUGGGCUGCUGUAUUUGUACUCCCAUUAUUACCAGCAAUAAGGCUGUUCUGUCUCAUUAGAACUGGCUGUCAGCUGUUUGUCAGGGAUGUUCCGUCCUCUCUCACAUCCCUCCUGUCUUUCCGGGGUGGAAAAAACCUGCAGUCUUCCAAGCCAGCUUCCACGAUGCCUGUGCGGACUGUUGCCCUGACAGCGAGGCACAGAGGACAAAAUCAGUCAUUGUGCAGCUAAGGAAACAUGGAGGCCUUAUAGAUCGGUGGCUGCCAGUUUUCUUUCCUUCUUGUUCCCGUAAGGUGCUGCUUGUAUCUGGAAUACAUCCUGUGGGUGCCUUUCAAAAGAAGUGAGAAGAUCUUCGUCCCACUGCUUUUAUACCCAUACCUGACCUGUCUGUUCCUCAAGGAACCCACUGAAGAAUCACAGCGUGUUUGAUGCAGGGGUUUAUUGCUCUGGAUGGCAGAUGAAUGCUCUGGGGUGGGAGGCACUGGGCCUUUAUCUAACUUUGGGUGAAGUCUGGUGCGCUCAAGGCAAGACAACCCGGCCUUAAGGACCUGCUGUUUUAUGUUGGUGCUACAACAGUCUCUGACCUACAGAGAUUUUUUUUAUUAUUAUAAUUUAACAAUGGCCACAGAGUUUACUGCUGUACUCAUCUCCUCUUUGUUCAGUUAUGUUGAUGGACAACACUGCCCUCCCUCCCUGUCAAAGCCAGGGGGCUCAAUAACCCAUCCCUUAACUAUGGAAGGAAUCCCCAACAUCUACUGUGAUGGAAAGUUCUGCCCCCACCUACCCUGUUUUUUAAGUAGCUAAUCUCUGGGAUAAGGGUGGUCUUUGCAGCUCAAAAAGACCUGGACCACUCUGAUUUUGCGGCUGGGAUUAUCAAUAGUUAAAAGAGCCCUCCGACAAAUGGAUUUUAAGGCACAAUGUCUGUGCUGAAAAGCCCGGUGGGCCAACAAUACAGCUUCCAAAUCCAUCAAAUGUAAGACUUCUACUUGGCUGUUCUCUUCAGUGUUGGUUUCCUCCGCUUCUCUACUCAGUGUAGAUUUAUUUUAAUUUCUUUCCUCCCUCUGAUUCUGUUGUGGUUAAAUAAUGUGCCUUUCCUACUCAGGACUCGUUUUUAAAAAAAACCCUGACCAUUUGGUGGUUGUUGUUUUUUUUUGUGUCUAACACAAUCCUUUCUUGUGAACCGUAUUCUUAAUUAAACCUGACCUUAUUGCAUGGAAUUCAAUAAAAGGUGUGGCGAAAUCAA
Heteronotia binoei (common prickly gecko) is the source of this 3380-nucleotide messenger RNA. RefSeq names its product N-acetyltransferase domain containing 1 (gene NATD1). The record is from RefSeq and is a predicted model, not a curated record. The transcript has 3 exons. NCBI's taxonomy places the organism in Eukaryota, Metazoa, Chordata, Lepidosauria, Squamata, Gekkonidae. Bases 312 to 644 code for a protein of 110 amino acids.